Molecule: messenger RNA, 165 nt
Organism: Peronospora matthiolae
Lineage: Eukaryota; Oomycota; Peronosporomycetes; Peronosporales; Peronosporaceae
Source: the annotation of a GenBank genome assembly
AUGCUCAUGACGAUACCGGUACAUGCGUUUCGUUGUGUCGAUCCGGUAAGGUUCGACAUGGGGGACGGGAAGGGGCAAAAGUUGACGUCGGUUGGACGACGUCCUCAUCGCGGCGUCCUGUUUGAGGGCGGAAGCGAGCAACCAUCCGCUCUGAAUGUCGAAUAA